Messenger RNA from Anopheles gambiae (African malaria mosquito), 11132 nucleotides. RefSeq lists its product as uncharacterized. The record is from RefSeq and is a predicted model, not a curated record. Lineage: Eukaryota; Metazoa; Arthropoda; Insecta; Diptera; Culicidae. The transcript is spliced from 5 exons. The coding region runs from base 252 to 2042 and encodes 596 amino acids.
ACUAAGGUCUACGAAUUGUAAUUUCGUUUGUUUUGAUUUGCCGAUAAUCCUAGACGCUAGCGCGAACAGAAAGCACACAUAUUGAACGCACAAAAAUGCGGAUUAUUGUUUAAAGAUUGUGUCCAUUGAUGGUGUAUCUUUCGUGCUAGGUGAUAUACAUUACACAGUGACCAGUUGUUUGAUUGUGUAUCGUCCAUUGAGUGGGAAAGCUGAUCGCAUUGAAGCAAAGCAAAUAAAGAAGCAAUUGCAGGAUGCCGUACGCAGUGGUGGAAACGGUGGAUGCUGCGGGAGAUACGAAAUUGCUGACUGUGCCGGAGCAGUGGCUUGUUGUCUGCGAAGCAGAAGGCGUCGAGUAUCUGCGUUGGCCGGAUGCGAAAAGCGUUAGACACAUUAAAUCACUGCUGGCCGACGAUCUAAGCCGCCCGGAGGCUUCAUGGGAAAAGCAUAAAUGCACAGUAAUCUAUAGGGAUAUCGCGUCAAUGUUGGUAGCGCAGCAAACGCUGAAAAUAAUACAGCAGCAUCGCAAAACAGAAGACACCGCUGGCAUCGCGAACAGCAGUACACCAAUUGUUGCGAUGAAUCCGGCAGUCACUCAUGGUGGAACGAUUCAAUCGAGCGGAAAUGGGCAAGGAAUGAGUGGUGACCGAGUACAAGAGCGAGAUCCCUUUCACGAUGUAGAUUGCGCCCCGCCGCUGUUGCAACAGCAACCGAGCCAUUCGGCAAGCCGACAGUACCAGGAAAAUGACCCAUUUGAAGAUAUCGGCAAAUUUGAGGAUCUAAUCCCACAGAAUGUUAGUUCCGUGGAGAAAGAUUGUUUGCCUACUGUCGUCGACACGAACGAACCGGGUUAUGUUGAGAUGAUGCACACCAACAAGAAUGUUGAAAAUGAUCCUGCCCAAGAUGUUAAACUAUUUCCCCAGCUAUACGACAUGAUCCUUGAACUAAAAAGCAUGAUGAAGGCGAACCAGGAAGAGAUUAGACAAAAGCUAGCUGAAGGCUUCAGCCAACUGCAAACAGCCUUCAAGACCUGGACGGAGCAAAGUGUACACAAGCAACAGGGCCAGCCAACCUCGUACGAUCCCGCUGAUUAUCAAGUGUACGGGCUGGCGAGCAUAGAGGAGGUGAAGGGCUUUGACGAGCGAUUGAAGGAUGCAAAGUUUAGGCAAGGUGUUCACAAAUGGAUCAACCGUUUCGUUAGCGAUGUAGAGAGUUCGUGGAAUCGUAUGCAAAAAAUGAUGAGCGUGAUAUUUAGUCAAAAGUGUGUGCUCGAUCUCAGCAUUACCGGUUCGGGGGGACUGAGAUACUCUAUACUCAACUGCUUACAAAUACUGAAUUUGUUCAAGUACAUCGGUACCACCAGCAGGCAUCAGGUGAACGAUGGUGAGGUGCGAGAUUUCUUUAUAAAACGUAUAAAGUACGUAAAGGACAUGGAAACCUAUAGGCACACACACGCACCGUCGAAGAAGAAAAAUGCUAAAUUACGUACGAUUGCACCGAGCUUGCGUCUGAGCGUGGAGGAGGUGUGCGAAGAUGAAACGAUGAUGCAACUGGAUGAAAGUAUGGAACAGAUUGAAAUGAUGAAAGAGCAGAAUGGAAAGAGAAUGCGGCUCGAUAGCAUUGAACAGCAGCGGGAAAGUAGCUCCAAGGAAGGUAGUCUACCGACUGUAGGGGAAGAAAAUCCGCCAGAUAGCAAUCAUGUUUUCCCUCUCAAAACGCUUGACGACAUGAAUGCAUUUGAAGUUAGGCUGUGCGACGAGCGUGAACUAAAGCAUACGCAGCUGUGGAUUGACCAUCAUUUGCACUAUGACACGAAGAAUGUUGAAGAUUACAUGAAAACUUUGUUGGAGCGGUUGGUGGAUAAAAAUGUGUUGCUUAACUUUUGCUGGAUCAAGGACACUGGCGGCGGAAAACGUUCGCUGGAGGAGUAUAAACACUUUGUUGGACUGUUUCAUUAUGUUAGGGAAAAAGGAAAAAGGACUUAUGUACAAGAUCAGGGAUGCGUAUCUAACUUCUUUACUGAAGUUUUGGACCACGUGUCGUAGGGCUGAGUGCUUAGCACACGAGGGCAAGGUAAGCGUGAGAUUGGUUUAGCUGCUAAGCAUAUAUGCAAAAACUAUGGAUAUCAAUUUUAUUGAAUAAAAACUGCAGUAAUCUAAAGACUCAUACAAUAUAAAAUUAAACAUUCUGUUUAAAAUACUGUUGGGGUUUUGAAAACAGCGUCAAAAGUCACAUGAAAUAUUUCACACGCAGGUGGGGUACGAUGCUGUCAUGCGAAAUGCAACGAAAUGACGUCUGUUUGUUGUGAAUUUUAGAACGAAGCAAACACAAUCCACAGCCGAAUAAGGGACGCCGAGACGAGCAGAGUUGAACGCAUUUUAAUCGUGAUUUUACUCUGGAUUACCUUCGAAAUUCGUCUUUCUUUCGACCAUUGUAUGUAGAUCCAGUGUUGAAGUACCAAUAACGAUAAUACGUCAAGAAUAGGAAGUUGAUCAUCGACCUAGGAAAGACCUGCAAACGACUGCAUUUAUACGAGAUAUUCAGCGAAGGAUGCCGUACGUUAUAAUAAAGACGGAUAACGCAGCGGGCCAAAAGAAGCUGCUGGUGGUGCCUGAAACAUGGGUGGAAAGUAAAGCCGGACAAGGCGAAUAUUUGCGUUGGCCAGAUGCGAAAAGUAUAAAAAAUCUGAAAGAACUGCUAGAGAAUGAAAAAAGCAUCCCAGCAGCUGUAUGGGAAAAACGUAAAUGCAAUAUCAUAUACCAGCACGUUCCUUCUCUAGCAUCAGGAGAGAAAACGAUAGAAAUUAUGCAAAAUUCGAUUCCUGCUGGUAAAGGCACCAGCACAAGCACAACGAAGAGUAUGGAAUGGAAAACUGCUAAGGAUCAGAAGAAUGAACCAGGAGCGUAUCAUCCUCCUUCGAAAGGGACGCUGAUUGUGGUUGAAGAAACACAGCCGAGUCAAAAUUUGCAAGAUUUAUUAAGCGUUGUGAUUCCCAAGGAGGAGAUCGAAGAUUCAUUUGAAGAUUCGAAUGAUUUGCUAAGAAUAGAACCUUUAAAUGUUUUAACUGAAAGGGACAGACAAAGCAACGAACAGAAUCUGAUGUCCUUGCUAGGCAUCGAGGAAACGGAGUACGAGCCCUUUAACGAUGUCCUUCCAAGUCCUUCUGCGGAAGUAUCCCAAUCAAGUGCGAGCAAGGUAGCUGGGAAGAGUUCUGCAAAGAUCGAUCCACCUAGAAAUCCAAGUUUGAAUGUGAUCGAGGCAAAACAGCUGAGAGAUUUAGACAUAAUAGAGUACGAUCCGUUUGAGGAAGUAAGCCCUUCGCCGGAAGUAUCCCAUCCACCUAGUAAACCACGUGUGAAUGUGAUCGAUGCUAAGCAGCUGAUAGAUGAUGCACAACGCUUCUUCUCCGACGCCAGCAAAGAGGCGGAUAGUGAACCAUCCGUAGAGAUUCAGUCAUUUUCUCAGCUAAUCGAUAUGGUACAAGAGAUAAAAUUUAUGAUCGAAAAAAGUCAGAAAGACAUUAAAAAAAUUGUGUCCAAUGCUAUGUACAAAAUGACUAGGUCCAUUAAUAUGCUGCUGGAUGGAGAAGUUACUGGGAUGCCGAUCGAUAAUCUGUCGGAUGAUAAUGAAGGACUGAAAUUCGACGUGCUAACGAGCGUAGAGGCAGUGGAAAACUUCGAAGAACGUCUGAAGGACGAAAAAUAUCUGAAGGAGAUACACAGCUGGGUCGAUUCCUGUGUCCGUUUUGAGGGUAGCGCACAGCACCGUAUGCAUAAAAUGCUGGAUCUGAUAUUCGACCGAAAACUAUUUGCAAAGUUCAGCUGGUCAGGAAGAUAUAAACUCCCAAUGCAAAAGUAUACGAAUAUACUGAAACUGUUUGAAUACAUCGGCACCAACGGUAUGGAACGCGUGGAACGGGCGCAUGUAGAAAUAUUCUUUAAAGGAAAAUUGACCCAUGCCUAUGCUAGGGUACACAUUACCAGUACGGACAGAUCGCACCCAAAAAAACGGAAAACCACACUCCAGACGUGCGAUCAAGGUCAGGCAAGCAAAUCGAAAACAGGUCCAACAGAAGAAAUCUCAAACGCAUCGGAAUUUAAUGUGAAUGUGCAAGGUGCCAGUCAUAGAGGUACCGUCGAACAACAAAAAGGCAACUUAGAAACGGGACAAGCUUCAACAGCACUACCAAGUACUUCAAAACCAUCCGUAAAGGUAAUUUUACCUGUAGUUAAUGUUAAUCCUAUAAAAUCGACGAUACAACUGGAUGGAUUCGAAAGUGCUUUAAACGACGUGAAAAAGAAAAUCCAAGUGCAUAGAUGGGUUGAUAGAACGGUUGGCCAAAUUGCUGAUGCUGAACAACGGAUGAAAGUGUUGCUGGAACGGCUGAUUGAUCGAAAUGCUUUGCAAAAUUUUUGCUGGAUGGAUACUGGCAGCGGAAAGCGACGAUUAGACCAGUACAAAAACUUUAUUCGACUGUUCGAGUACGCCAGCAGAACCAUGGUAUCCAAUACGGUCUUGUUUCAUCAUGAAUUGGUGGCCAGUUUCUUUGCAAAGACGUUGGACCACGUGUCGUAGCAAGUAGGCUGAGGAAAUUAAAAUGCGAACGAAAUGAAAUAAAUGGUGAUCGACCAAGAAUUGAAAUAUUUCACACGCGUGUGUACGAUGCUGUCACGCGAAAUGCAAUGAAAUGACGUCUGUUUGUUGUGAAUUUGAGAACGAGGCAAAUGCAAUCCACAGCCGAAUGAGGGACGCCAAGACGAGCAGAGAGUUGAACGCAUUUUAAUCGUGAUUUUAAUCUGGAUUUCCUUCGAAAUUCGUCUUUGUUUCGACCAUUCUGUGUAAUUCGAUCCGGUGUUGCAGUCAUACCGAUAAUACGUCAAGAAUAGGAAGUUGAUCAUCGAGCUAGGAAAGGCCUGCAAACGACUGCAUUCAUACGAGAUAUUCAGGGAAGAUUGUGAUUGCAGGAUGCCGUACGCCAUUAUAGAGACGGAUGAUGCUGCGGGUAAAAAGAAGCUGCUGGUGGUGCCCGAACCAUGGGUGGAAGACGAAGAAGGCGAGUAUUUGCGUUGGCCUGAUGCGAAAAGUAUGAAAAAACUGAAAGAACUACUAGAGAAUGAAAAAAGCAGCCCGACGCCUGUAUGGGAAAAGCGUAACUGCAAGAUUAUAUGCCAGGAAGUUCCAUCACUAGCAGCGGGAGAGAAAACGAUAGAAAUCAUACACAAUUCGUCAGAUGCUGGUACUAGCGAUCAAAGUACGGGAACUAACAAAAAUCUCAUUGAUACAAUAGCUAAAGCCACCAGCACAAGCUCAAUGAAAGGAGGAAAAUGCAAAACUGCCAUUGCCCAGAACAGUAAAACGGUAGCGUACGAUCCUCCUUCGGUAGGGAGUACUCUUAUUGUGGUCGAAGAAUCACAGCCAAGUGAAAAUUUGCAGGAUUUAUUAAGCGUUGUGAUUCCCAAGGAAGAGAACGAGGAUCCGUUUGAUGAUUCAGACGCUUCUGAAGAACUUUUGGAACCGAGCACGAAUGAUCCGCUUGAGCAGGAGUGUUUCAGUGAUAUGACAGAAACAGAGAAACGGAAAAAUGAACAGAAUCUGUUGUCCUUGUUAGGUAUAGAGGAACCGGAGUACGAUCCAUUUGAUGAUGUAAGCUCUUCAUCGGAAGUAUCCCAGCCAAGUGGAAGCAGCGUAGCUGGGAAGAGUUCGACAAACAUUGAUCCUCUUAGCAAACCACUUUUGAAUGUGAUCGAUGCAAAGCAGCUGAGAGAUUUACAGAUAAUUGAGUACAAUCCAUUUAAGGAGGUAAUCCCUUCACCGGAAGUAUCCCAGCCAAGUCUGAGCAACGUGGCUGGGAAGAUUUCUGCAAAGAUUGAUGCACCACGAAAUCCACGUUUGAAUGUCAUCCAUUCAAAGCAGCAGAGAGAUUUAGGGACAAUAGAGUACGAUCUAGUUGAUGAGGUAGGCCCUUCGCGAGAAGUAUCCCAGCCAAGUGUGAGCAACAUGUCUGGGAAGAGUUUUGCAAAAAAUGAUCCACCUAGAAUGGCACGUGUGAAUGUGAUCGAUGCAAAGCAGCUGAGAGGUUUAGAUACAAUAGAGUACGAUCUAGUUGACGAAUUAAACUCUUCACCGGCAGUAUCUCAGCCAAGUGUGAGCAUCGUGUCUGGAAAAGAUUCUGUUAAAAAUGACCCACCUAGAAAACCACGUGUGAAUGUGAUCGAUGCAAAGCAGCUGAGAGAUGAUGCACAACGUUUCUUCUCCGGCACCAACAAAGAGGCGGACAGUGAACCAUCGGUAGAGAUUCAGACGUUUUCUCAACUAAUCGACAUGGUACACGAGUUGAAGUGUACGAUUGAACGAAAUCAGAAGGACAUAAAAAAAAUAAUUUGGAAUGCUAUGUAUCAAGUGAACAGAUCCAUUCAUAAGCUGCUGGAUAAAAAAAUGAAUGAAUCGUGUGAAAAUUUAUCAGAUGACGAUGAAGACCAGACAUUCGACCUGCUAACGAGCGUAGAGGAGGUGAAAAACUUCGAAGAACGACUGAAGGAUGAAACAUAUCUGAACAAGAUACACCGAUGGGUCGAUUAUUGUGUCCGUUUUGAGAGUAGCGGUCAUUUUCGAAUGCACAAAAUGCUGGAUCUGAUAUUCGACCGAAAACUAUUAGCCAAGUUCAGCUGGUCGGGAAGGAAUAACCAACUCCCCAUGAAACACUAUGAGAAUAUACUGAAACUGUUUGAAUAUAUAGGAACCAAUAGUAUUGAGCAUGUAAACCGGGAUGAUGUGACUACAUUUUUCUUAAAUAAACUAAAACAUGCUCAGUACAGGGUAAAUCUUCGCUCUUUUGCUAAGAGCGUACCAAGAAAACGAAAACACCCAAAUAAGAGAAGCGAUCAAGGUCAGGCAAGCAAAUCGAAAAAAGGCCCAGCGGAAGAAAUCUCCAACGCACCGGAAUUGAAUGUGAGCAAUGAGAGUACGAGUAAAAUUAGUGCAGUUGGUAUCGAACAAAGUAUACCCAACUUAGAGAAGCGACCAGUUUCGAUAGCUCCUGCUGGUACUUCAUAUGCUUUCAUCAAGGAAAUAUUACCCGAGAUUGAUAUUGCUCCGGCUCAAUUGCUAGCAGAAAUGGAUGAUUUCGAAACUGAAUUAAAUGACGAGAAAAGGAAAAAGCAAGCUCAAAGUUGGGUCGACAGAACGGUUGGACAUAUAGCUGAUGCUGAACAACGGAUGAAAGUUUUGCUGGAACGGUUGAUUGAUAAAAAUGUCUUGCUAAACUUUUGCUGGACGGAUACUAGCAGCGGAAAGCGACGAUUAGACCAGUACAAAAACUUUGUUCGACUGUUUGAGUACGCCAGCAGAACCAUGCUAUUCAAUACUGUCGUGUUUAAUCACGGAUUUGUGGCAAGCUUCUUUGCAAAGACGUUGGACCACGUGGCGCAGCAAGUAGGCUGAGGUAGUGGAACCAUUAUAAUCGUUAAUAUGAAUAGGAACAUUGCUGAGAGUGGUGCGUUUUCGAUCAGCGCAUGAGAUUAGCAAUUUUCAAAGAUAGAUUAAUCACCUUGGAAAAGUAUCUUGUGUUGCACAAACAAGAAAGGGGAAUUGAUCUGACUUGAAAACGAGAAUUUUUAAAAAGAACUAAGAAAAACUACUUGAAUUACGUCCAAUAUUCUGUUCAUGCAAUGAGCGUGCGUAAUUUGAAAACAAUAUUAACAAGUAAAUAAAGCUGGAAACAUAAAAAAUAAAGAGGUUUUGGGUUUUUUCUCAUGCGAUGAAUAGAGUUUUGAGCGAUACGAUGGCGUCUGUUGCAUGUGUAUGCAACUGGGAAUAUAAAUAUCCUGCACCGCAGGAAGCAGUACGGCAUUUGCAGUGCUUUUUUAAAGGAAAUCCUGUAGUUUCUACUAGUGAUGGGCUGCAUGGAGCGCACCUACGACUCCGAUCCGAUUUCGACUAUUGUUCGUCCGAUUCCGACUCCGACAGAAUAUAACCACUAGAUCCGUCCGAAGUCGGAGUCGUCUGGAGUUAUCCUUAGUCGUCCGGAAUCGUUCGGAGUCAUCCUUAGGUCGUCCGGAAUCGUUCGAAGUCGUCCUUAGUUCGUCCGGACGACUCCGGCUCCGGGCGACUCUGGACGACUCCAGACGACUCUGGACGACUCCAGACGACUCUGGACGACUCCGAACAACUCCGGACGACUCCGAACAACUCCGGACGACUCCGGACGACUCCGAACGACUCCGGGUGACUUCGGACGAAUCCGGAUGACUCCGACUCCGGGCGACUCCGGACGACUCCGAGCGAUUUCGGACGAUUCCGAACGACUCCGGAUAUUGCAGCGCGGAACUACCUUCCGGAGUCGAUUCAGAAUUUAUCGGAGUCAGAUCGGAGUCGACACCGAAUUUUUGCCUACUUUACCCAUUACUAGUUCCUACGGUCUUACGGUUUCUUCUUCUUCUUUUUCAUUUGGCACAACAACCGCUGCCGGUCAAGGCCUGCCUGUACCCACUAGAGAAGUGGGCUUGGCUUUCAGUGACUUUUUGUUACCGUAGCAGGAUAGUCAGUCCUACGUAUUGGGGCACGGUCUAUUCGAGGCUUGAACCCAUGAUGCCCGUUCGAGUUGACGACUGUACCAUCUCUUACGGUCUUACGGUUUAAAAAAAAUGCAAAAAGCAGUUAAAAUGGUGAAAUACAAUACGCAACACUUCCCAGAUGGCUUUCGUUGAAAUAUUUCACUGCCCUCGUCUACCUGGCUCAGCGGACAGCGGCUGCUUCCCUUGUGACAAGCCUACAGUGACAUUGGUUUGUUGUGAGUUUUGCGCGGAUAUUCUGAGCAUAAGCGACGCCAGCAGACGGAUUCGUUCAAUAUCGACGACGACGUUGACUAUUUGCUGAAAUCGUAUUAUUUCAACUGCUCCGUUUCGCUAGCGACCUUGCUAGGCCGUGCAUUUUAGCAACCAAAGUUUUAAUAAACUGAACGAAUAUAAGUGUUUUUACAUAGCGUGUGGGGAAUUCUAGCUCGCCUUCAUUGUCCCACAAAAGUAACGCCAGGAAGAAGGAUGCCGUACGUCGUGGUCGAAACGAUGAACGCCUCGGGCAACAAGGACCUGCUGGCGGCACCGCAGUCAUGGUUGGUAAACAAAACCCAAGCGGUUGGAUAUCUGCAUUGGCCCAGUAGCAGCAGUAGGGAAACUCUGAAAGCACUGCUGGCAAACGAUCGAACGCUUCCCCGGCCGGAGUGGGAAAGGCGGGUGUGUAAAAUCCUGUACCGGAAUAUGCCGUCGUUAGCAUCGGCGGAAAAGGUGGUACAAACAACGCACUUGCGGAAUAAACUCCUAGCUCGUGCAGCAAGUAACAGUAGCAACAUCCUUAGUGUCACAAGGGGAGAUAAUAAUGCAGUACGAAGCUAUUCCGCAGCCAAAGUCACUCCAAGGCCUGCUCAACAAAGGCAGCAAAGCGCGGAUGAGCCGCAACUGUACGGUAAUGUGGUGCCCAAGGAGGAAGAUGAGGAAAUGGAGGAGGAGGAUCCGUUUGGUGAUGUUGCUCCUGCUGCAGCACACUUGCCGAAUGAACCAGCAAUUCUGGACAUUGAGCCUAAACGAUUGCACCACUCAAGCGAUGAGGAAGAAUAUGAUCCCUUCGAAGAUGUGAGCCCGCUGGAGGACAAAUCGGAGCUGACUGUCAUCGCGGUGGAGCAAUUAAGUGAGGAGGCACAGCGUUUGUUCUCCUCGAUUGGCACAGAGCAGGAGCAGGAGCAGGAGCAGGAGCAGGAGCAGCAAUCGACGCAUGAAGACAAACUCAAUUUGCAAAUAAUGGACAUGAUACGCGAGCUGAAGUAUAUGAUGAUAAGCAACCAAAAGGAGAUUAGGAAAAUAGUGAGUGAAAGUAUGGGCAAAAUACACCGUACCGUUAAUCUGCUGCUUCACAAAAAAGUUGAUGAAGAUGCGGAAGAAGGCCCUCGACAUCUGUACGAAAGAGUCGACCCGGAAGAGUUCACUUUCGACCCCCUAACUACAGUCGAGCAGGUGGAAAAGUUUGACGAACAAUUAAGGGAAGACAAGUACCGCAAGGAGAUUUACGGGUGGGUUGAGUCGAACGUCGGUUACGAGAGCAGCUCCGAGCAUAGGAUGCACACAAUGCUGGAUCUAAUAUUCGACCGACAGCUGUUUGCUAAGUUUAGUUGGUCCGGCUUGAACAAAAAACACCCAAUGCAGGUGUUUCGUAACAUAGUGCAGCUGUUCGAGUACAUUGGCUCCUCCAGCGUGCAGCGUAUAAAGCGGGAACAGGUGAAGCAAUUCUUAAUGAAAAAGCUUAAACAGGCCGACAGUAGGAAAAAUAAAACGUUCAUUCGCAAAUCUGUACCGCAUCAGCGGAGAAAGUUUGAGGAGAGAGAAUGGGCUCAAAGCAGGGCAAGCAAGGUGAAGAGACGAGCAACCGAAACCAAGCCAUCAUCAACAACAAGCGGGCAAAUGAGCGGGGAUGAGGAACGAGCAGCUGCCCGAAGUGUCGCAGAACAGCCUAAUGUUAACGAAAAACAAAAAGAUGAUGAAGUACAGCAGCAUCUCAAGCAAAGUGUUUCAGCACCAAGCUUACCCGGUGUGGGCCGUAUUGCGGUCACAAAGCCUGUGGCACAAGUGAAGGAUGAUAAACUCGUGAAUACAAACGACGGCAAAAAAGGAGAGAUGAGCCAACCGAAGGCUAGUACGUCCCAGCAGCUACCACCGGCCACCCAAAGCGUACCAGAGAUUCACAUCAAUCCCAUCAAAUCUUUGGCACAAAUGAAAGGAUUUGAAAUUACUCUGAACGACGAGAAACGGAAACUGCAGGUCGAGCGAUGGGUCGACAGAACGGUUGGCUCUAUCGCAGACAUUAGCCAGCGCAUGAAGCAACUGUUGGAGCGGUUGAUUGAUAAAAACUUCUUGCUCAACUUUAGUUGGAGGAACGGCGGUGACAAACGAUCGUUGGCGGAGUUCAAAAACUUUGUCCGACUGUUUGAGUACACUAGCAGAACCAAACUGCACAAUACUGUCAUAUACAAUCAUGGUAUUGUUUCUAGCUUCUUUAUCCAGACGUUAGAUCAUGUUUCUUAGAACUAAGCCUUUGCUAACAACAAUAUGAGUGGCAAAUCUUAAUAAAUAUAAAAUGUUUUAUACAUA